AUGAAAGCAAUCGUCAUCGACAAAUAUGAUCCCAUCGACAACCUUAUAUCCAAGGAAGUUCCUGGCCCCGAACGACCGCAGGGUCGAGAUUUACUCGUCAGGGUGGAAGCCUGCUCCGUAAACCCGAUCGAUACCAAAGUCCGCACAGGUACAUACGAUGACUACCCAGGUACAUCCUUCACCCUAAAUAUGAACGUAUAUACAGGAUGA
Messenger RNA from Monascus purpureus, 210 nucleotides. The record is from the annotation of a GenBank genome assembly. NCBI's taxonomy places the organism in Eukaryota, Fungi, Ascomycota, Eurotiomycetes, Eurotiales, Aspergillaceae.